This is a messenger RNA of Tinamus guttatus (white-throated tinamou), 2856 nucleotides long. Lineage: Eukaryota; Metazoa; Chordata; Aves; Tinamiformes; Tinamidae. The record is from RefSeq and is a predicted model, not a curated record.
AAAAAUACUUUGAUAUGAAAAAGAACCAGUGCAAAGAAGGCCUUGAUAUUUAUAAAAAGUUCCUCACUAGAAUGACACGGAUCUCGGAGUUCCUCAAAGUUGCAGAGCAAGUUGGAAUCGACAGAGGAGACAUACCAGAUCUUUCCCAGGCACCAAGUAGCCUCCUUGAUGCAUUGGAACAGCAUUUAGCUUCUCUUGAAGGCAAGAAAAUCAAAGAUUCCACAGCUGCAAGCAGGGCUACCACCCUUUCCAACGCGGUCUCUUCUCUUGCAAGCACCGGCCUGUCCCUUACAAAAGUUGAUGAAAGGGAAAAACAAGCGGCGUUAGAGGAAGAGCAGGCUCGUUUAAAAGCUUUAAAGGAACAACGUCUAAAAGAACUUGCAAAGAAACCUCAUACCUCGCUAACAACUGCAGCUUCUCCUGUGUCGACUGCAGCAGGAAGCAUCAUGACUACACCAGCCAUUGAUAUUUUUUCUACCCCGAGCUCUUCAAACAGCACAUCAAAGCUGCCAAACGAUCUACUUGAUUUGCAGCCAACUUUUCAUCCAUCUGUGCAUCCUAUAUCUGCUGCUCCACAAGUGGGAAGUACCUGGGGAGAUCCUUUCUCUGCUACUGUUGAUAGUGUUGAUGAUGCCAUUCCAAACCUAAAUCCUUUCCUUACAAAAACUAACGAUGCUGCUCAUCUGUCUGUGUCUUCUGAUGUAUCUACUUUCACCAGUAGGACACCCACACAUGAAAUGUUUGUUGAUUCUUUUUGUGGUCCUCAAGCUUACCCUAACGCUUCUCAUUUCCGCAAUGAGCCUUCUUCUGUAGCUGGUCUAUUUGGAGGGUUCACUCCUUCUCCUGUUGCUCAACCACAGCCGUCAGCUGGCCUUAAUGUUGACUUUGAAUCUGUGUUUGGAAACAAGUCUUCUAAUGUUGUUCUAGAUUCUGGUGGUUUUGAUGAAUUAGGUGGUCUCCUAAAACCAACAGUGGCCUCCCAAAACCAGAGUCUUCCAGUUGCCAAAGUACCACCUAACAAAUUAGUGUCAGAUGAUCUGGAUUCAUCUUUAGCCAAUCUUGUAGGCAAUUUGGGCAUUGGAAAUGGAACUACUAAAAAUGAUGUAAAUUGGACUCAGCCAGGUGAAAAGAAACUAACAGGUGGUUCCAACUGGCAGCCCAAAAUUGCACCUACCACUGCAUGGAAUGCACCAACAUUGAAUGGCAUGCAUUUUCCACAAUACGCACCCCCUGUAAUGGCCUAUCCUGCCACAACGCCGACGGGAAUGAUGGGCUACGGGAUGCCAUCACAGAUGGGAGGCAUACCAGUAAUGACACAGCCAACUUUAAUAUACAGCCAGCCAGUCAUGAGACCACCCAACCCUUUUGGCCCUGUACCAGGAGCACAGCUGUCUGCAGCAUCCAGCCCUUCCAGUCAGAGUCCUCACAGAGCCUCAGGAAAGGAUCCCUUUGCAGAGCUCUCUCUCCAGGAUUUCUUGUAGAACAACUUAGAUUCAGUUUAUGUAACUGUUAGAUGGAAGAGAAAGGAACAAUUCCAAAAAGACGUGCUCACCAGUAAACCCGACUUCCAGGAAAAGCUGAACUUCAGUCUCUCAAGCUCUCCUCUUCCAUAAAGGAUGCAGUAAAAUCAUGAAGACCAAUGAAGGAACCUGGGGCGCUCCACAGGAAAGCAUCACCACACAGUAUGAAGCCAAGAAUUGCCAUGAAUUAAGACCAAGAUCGGUUUUUUGUCCCGGCGACUAAAUACAUCAAUACUUUUCAGCUUCUAAUAAUAUCCAUAAUCAGUAACAUACAAAGAGAAGCCUUUAUUCUGGAAAUUAAGAUUUGUUUUUUGAAAUGCUGUCUGGAAUGGAGAUGUCCUUUACCGUAACUUAAAAUAAGACUUUGGGGAGGGGAGGGUCAAAUCCUAACUCUUAACUCUGCAGUUACCUUUUCUUCACUCCUCACAGAUGUAGGCACAGCAGUAAUGGGAAUUAACUUUUUUUUAAAAAAAAAAAAAUGUAUUCAGUUUGCAGUAGACAUUCCGUAUGUAUUAUUGUUUGUAUUUAUUUAUGAUUAUCAGUUUAACAUUAAUAUUGUAUCAAAAAAAAACUCCUUAUGAAAAUGAGUAUGGAUGUAUACAGUAUGUCUGAUUUUUAUCCACAAAGAAUGAAUCUGAUUCAGAAUGCUUUUCAGCUGACAUACAGAGCACUAAAUAUUUUAAAGGUCUGAAUCUAAUGAAUUCUCAGUAUAUAUGGGAAUUAGGGAAGAGCUGUAAAAUGCAUUAAUCCUUAUAGUCAAUUCUGUGCCUAGGAUUUUGCAAGGGAACAGUUAACUGACUAGAAGAAGCACUACAUUUUUAAUUCAGCAUCAGUGCAUUGGGAAGGAACUUUAUUGCUUUGUGCUUGGCAUGUCAUUAUUUUUACAUUUGACAUUAUAAGGCCUUUCCAAAAUGAAUGUGAGGAAUUGCUUUCACUUCAAGACUUUCCUUCUUUUCUGUAAAAAUGGAAGUUUUGGGGGGUGGGGGGAGCUUUUUCAUUUGGCUAGUGCCAUGUUUAUGAUCAUGUACCUUUUAAAAAGCCAGAAGACAAAAAAGGGGGGAGUAGCUUCCUUACACGUGUCUCGUGGGAAUCUCGUUAAUGAAUUGAAGUAGCACUGUUGAUCGGUGCUCUGUGUAAAUACAUCAUAACUUCUGGGUGGAGAGGGGUCUUCAGAAGGAUAGUCAAUGAUAUGAAAGCAAUUCUGUACAUGAAUUAAGCAUACUUGCUGCAUUGUCUCUGCAGAUUCUAUUUUUGUUUAAAAUAUUAAAAUGUAUGUUAGCAAAAAUGGGUGAAUUUUCAAAUAAAAUGCAGCUUCCACAGAACUUUUGUUACGGUA